Lachnellula hyalina is the source of this 327-nucleotide messenger RNA. RefSeq names its product High osmolarity sensitivity protein (gene hos3). The transcript has 3 exons. The coding region runs from base 1 to 327 and encodes 108 amino acids. Gene Ontology annotation, biological process: attachment of spindle microtubules to kinetochore. The record is from RefSeq and is a predicted model, not a curated record. Gene Ontology annotation, cellular component: DASH complex. Lineage: Eukaryota; Fungi; Ascomycota; Leotiomycetes; Helotiales; Lachnaceae.
AUGACAACCCGACUGCCACCCUCCAAUGCACCCCGCCUCUCCACAGCACCAAGCAGCAUCAAACCCCGCCAACUAUCUCACUUACACGCCCAACUCGCGCAGCUUUCAGCCAACCUAGCAGACCUCGAGAACUUGCUUCGAAUGACAAGCGUACAGGCAGAAUCCGUGCGGGGACUGGGUGCUUUUCAUGGCGGACUGUUCAUGGCUGCGAGUAAAGUGCUCGGAGAAGAGACGAUUGCUGGGUCUGCGGGACAGGGACAGGGGCAAGGGCAGCAGCAGAAAGGAAAUGGGAGUGGAAGUGGGAGUGGAAGUGGAAGUGAUACGUGA